UUCGAUAAAUGUUUAUUUCAAUUUAAAUUUAACUUUUGUUUUUUUCAAAUAUAAAUACUUUCGAAAUUGUCAAUUGGUGAAUUUCAUCAUUUCGAAUUUCAUCAUUCAUUUUUUUUCAUCAAGUUUUAUUAACACACAAACAUCUAUCAUUAUACUUCAUCAUAACCACACACAAUAUACACAAAACGUUUAAGAAAUUUGAUGCUCAAGAUUAAUCAUUGUCAAUCACACCAUCAAACAAAGGCAUUUGACGUUUAUGGCAAAAAAAUAUUGAAAUUUUUUUUCCUCAUCUUCAAGUUUUUCAUCAUUAAAUGUUCAAAAAAUUUUGGAAAAAUUAAGCCAAAAUGAUCUCGAAACUAAUACCGUUUCUUUCUUCAUUAUUAUUGCUCAUCAUUAUAUCUACCUGUUCAUCAUUAUCAACUACAUCACAAACAUCGAAAUCGAUCAAUGAAUUGGAUAUUUGUGGUGAAAAUGGUCAUAUUGAUUCACAUGCAUUAAAUAUUGGCUCAACACCAUGGAAUGUAGCGCGUGAUUCAAGUUACAUUGACAUAUCACCAUGUUCAACAUUUAUAAAUUCAUCGAAUUAUAGAAAUUAUUACAUUCCAGAUGAAUGUAAACAAAGUCAUAUUUGUCAUAAUAUAACCGAUAAAAAUGGUCAUAUUCGAUCGAUUGGAUAUCAAUUAAAACAUGUCAUAUCGGAAUUCGGUACAACACGUGCAAUUUAUAUUGGUUCAUCAUGUGCUGAUAAUAUUAAUUAUACAAUUAAUUUACGAUUUACAUGUGGAAAUCAUUUGGGCCAUCCAUCAUUUCCACUCGUUUCGAUUAAAACCAAAUGUGCUAUCAUAUUAAAUUGGGAAACAUCGGCUGCUUGUCGACAACAAAUACCUACAUCAUCAUUCGGUUUGAAUGAAAUGAAAUGCUAUGUUCUUGAUAAUCAAAAUCGUAUUCGCGAUCUAACACCUUUGAUACGUACUAAUGGUAGUUAUCAAGUAAUGGCCGAUUCAAAAGAAUUUUAUAUCAAUGUUUGUUCGGCAAUCGGUGGUAUGGAAAAUCGUUGCUCAACACUUGAAGGCUCAUCUGCUUGUCAAUUGACAACUGGUUCCAAAAGAGGCUUCAUUGAAUCAGUUGGAACAUAUAAAUGGUCUGAUAUGAAAUUCAUUCCAUCGAAUGAACAGAACGAACGUGAACAUAUUGAACUUACUUAUUAUCGUAAAGCAACAGCAUCAGAAUUCAAUCCUGUUACCAAAAUUCGUUUCAUAUGUCCACGACAAUUAUCAAAAAGUGUUUCGUAUCGUAAUUAUCCGAUAUUAGUUUCGGAUUUAGAUUCUGAAUAUAUAAUCGAAUGGAUUACCGAUUAUGCGUGUCCAAUGGAUAUGAUUGAACAAUUAAUCGAUCCGAAUACAUGCCAAUUUGAACAGAUCAAUCUAAAAACAUUGCCAAAAACGGAAUUUGUAAUCGAAAAUAUACCGAUUCAAGAUCGAAACAAAACAAUUAUAAUGAAUAUUUGUGGUUCGGUUAGCCGUAAAUGUUCAACUACAUCAUCUGUUUGUUUAGUUGAUGGUCAUGGUUUUCGAUCAAUCGGUUCGAAAUCUGAAGGAAAAUUUUUCAAGGCUGAUAAUCGUUUAAAUAUUGUUUUCUCAUCGAAAAAGGUUGCAUGUAAAAAUAAUCAAGGAAAUUCAAUGAAUUCACGUACAAUUAUUGAGCUUGAAUGUGAUAGAUUUGCUGACAAAUCUACCGAACCAAAAUUCAUUCGAUUUGCAAGUGAUACUUGUGAGUACAAAUUUAAUUGGAAAACAUCGAUCGUAUGUCCAUUAUUUGAACAAACAAAUCUAAAUUGUUCAUUGAUUACAAAAGAUUCAAACGAUAAUCUUAUUCAAGUUGAUUUAUCAUCAUUACGAUUAUCAGAUUCCGUUCAUCGUACACAAUCAACGAAUAUACAAUUUCUAUUCAAUGUUUGUGAUCGUAUACCAUCUAUGGUUAAGAACAUGAAAAUUCCAAAAAAUUGUCAACAUUCAGCUGCUUGUAUGAUUGAUAAAGCAAAUAAUCUUUCAUUUAAUAUUGGUAAUUUUAAUCGUCCCAUCACAUAUAAUAAGCAAUCAAAAACAUUUGAAUUAUUAUAUACUGAUGGCUUUGAUCUUACUCGUAACAAAACUGUCAACACAAGAAUCAUAUUCAUCUGUUCAACGUAUCAAGUUCAGCCUGUUGAAAUUGAUUUUGAUGGAGAACAUUCAGAAUAUGUUUUGGAAUUUCGUACACCGGCCGCUUGUCCAAUGAAUCCUGUUAUUGGUGAUGAUUGUAAAAUUUAUGAUUCAUUCACAGGACAUUCAUUUGAUUUGUCACCAUUAAAAUCAGCAAGCUAUUAUGUUAUUCGUGGUGAUCAAUAUGAAUUUGAAUUAAAUCUUUGUGGUCCUAUUGUCGAUGGUUCAUGUGAACGACCUGAUACGGCAAUCUGUCAAAAAGAACUUCUGGGUCAAAAACGAAAAUUUAGUCUUGGCACUUCUCAUGAUAAAUUAGUUUAUUGGAAUUCCAUACUAAAUAUGACAUUCACUAAUGGUGAUCCAUAUAAUGAUGUGAAUCAUACUCCACGAAAAUCACAUAUAUCGUUUGUCUGUGAUGAAACAGCUGGUAAAGGUCAUCCAGAAUUUAUUGGCGAAUCAAAUCGUUCAUAUUCAUUCAUUUGGUAUACCUCAUUAGCAUGUGUUGAAGAAGUGCCGAAAACAAGUCAUUGUACAUUUGAAAAUGAAACACAUUUCAUUGAUUUUAGUCCAUUAUCGUUGAGUAUGGGAAAUCAUUUUGUAUUGAGUGAUGAUCAAACAUUGAUAAAGAUUAAUUUCUGCAAAUCAUUGAAUCGUGAAAGAAGUAAUUUAGUAAAACUAUGCAAACCAAAUUCGGCUGCUUGUAUGAUACAGAUGCAUUCACCUGGUGAAACAAUUAUAACGAAUCUUGGUGAACCAUCUGAACCACCAAUGACCGGCUUUGAUGGCGAUAUUUAUUUUUUCUUGAAUAAUGGUGAUCCAUGUCCAUAUGAUUCGAAAAUUAAUUUAACCAGUAGCUUUCGUAUGGAAUGUGAUCGUGAAUCUGGACAAAUGAUCAAAAUUAUGCAAGUUGAUCCAGAUGAACGUCGAAAAUGUACAUAUGAAUUUAUUGUACAAUCACCAAUUGCCUGUGCACAGAAAUUGACUGAAACAAAAUUUGAAGAUUGUGUCUAUACCGAUCCACGUACAAAUCUAUCGGCCGAUUUUAAUCCAUUAAUGAAAACGUUUGAUUAUGAAAUUAAUCCUAAAAAUCCAUUGAAUCGUACUAGUUCAAAAUUUAUUUUCAACAUUUGUAAAAAAGUAAGAUCAGUCGAUUGUGGUCCAAAUGAAGCGAUUUGUUUUUCAAAUGUUGAUAAAACUCUUGUUAGUUAUGGAUCAAUGAAUCAGUUGCGUGUCUAUAUGAAGCAAAAUCUACAUUUACGUUAUAGUGGUGGAGCACCUUGUGAUAAAACAUUAUUAUCUCGUCGUCGUUCAACUGAUAUUGAAAUGGUUUGUUCCACAAAACAAUCCAAUCCAAUCGUUGUACAUUAUGAUGAAUGUUUAGUGAAGAUGUAUUGGGAAACACCAUCGGUUUGUAGCCUAAAAAUACCAAGCUGUUCAUUAUUUGAUUCCGAUGGCAAUUAUUAUUCAUUACGACAAUUAUCAUCAUUAACGCAUUCAUGGCGUGUUAAAAUGAAUAAUACGGAUAAUUAUUAUCUGAUAAAUGUUUGCAAAUCAUUACCAUCGGCAACAUUUCAACAAUUUUCAAAAGAUAUAGCAAAUACAUGUGGAAAACAAUCUGCUGUUUGUCAAUGUAGUGAAAAAGAUGGAUGUACAAAAGGUUUUGGAAAAGUUUCUGAUCAUGAACUUACAUUGGAUCCGGAUACUAAACAUUUAUUGUUGACCUAUGAAGAAGAAAUAUUGAAUUGCAUUGGCCCGAAAGGAACAUUGUUACCAUCGAAAACAGAAAUUCAAUUUCAAUGUUCAACCGAUACUGGUAUAAAUGGACCCAAAUUUAUUAAUCAAACAGAUUGUACACUUUAUUUCAUUUGGAAUACAUCUUUUGCAUGUCCACACAAUUUGGUAAAAAAUGAUGAAUAUCGUUUAUCAUUAACAAAUGAUAUGAUUCUUAUUGAUACAACAUCAAAAUUACGUUGGGAUUUAAGCGAAUUGUUUAAGAAAAAAAUUAUUGCACGUGAAACACGUACACGUGAUGGUCUUGUUGAACAUUAUGAUUAUCAUAUUCAUCUUGAUCCAAAUAAUGAUCCAAUAAUGGCCGAUAAACAAUGUUCACAGGCAGCAGUUUGUCAAACAAAUGGUAAUGGUUUAAAUCGUGAUAUCGGUACAUUGAAUGAAUGGCAAUUUGUAUCCGAUGGUAAUAUUGCAUUGAAUCUGAAUAUUCAUUCAAAAACAUCAACUUGUGGCCGUAAUAAAUUGAAAAAAGCAUCAACAAAAAUAUUUUUCGAAUGUAUUGAUUCGCAUCAACAAAAUAACAAAGAUAAUGAAUCUAACGAUGUUAGUUUUCUUUAUGAAAGUGAUGAUUGUGAAUAUUAUUUCCUUUGGCGUACACCAUUAGUAUGUCCAUUAUUGGAAGAACAACAAAAAUCUAGUCGAUCUAAUCAUGAUAAUGAUUCUAAUGGUAAUGGCCCCAAACAACGAUCAUUUAUGUUGCCAAUAAUUUUAUUAUUGAUAGUGAUAUGUUGCCUUUUAUUUGUUUCACAUCGUUAUUAUCAUGAAAUCAAUGUGAGAAAUUUUAUUUGUCGUCAUAUGGAACGUUUGCGUAAUCAUCGUGGUUCUUCACCUACAACUUCUGAUGUUAAUUUCCGUUAUCAACCGUUGGAACUUUAAACAUUUUAAUUUAUCUUUAAUAUCUGAUGAUGACCCGAAAAUUCGUCAAAUUCAUAAUUUUAAAAAUUUCUGAUUUUUUUGAUAAUCUGACAUCUUUAUUUUCAAAAAAAAAACUGUGAUAUCCUUGGAGAUAUAUAAUUUAUCCUUGAUUACCUUGAUUGUUGAAUUAUCUGAAACAAGGAAGAAAAAUAACGU
Molecule: messenger RNA, 5057 nt
Organism: Dermatophagoides pteronyssinus (European house dust mite)
Lineage: Eukaryota; Metazoa; Arthropoda; Arachnida; Sarcoptiformes; Pyroglyphidae
Gene: Lerp
Product: lysosomal enzyme receptor protein
Biological process (GO): lysosomal transport
Molecular function (GO): signaling receptor activity; D-mannose binding
Source: RefSeq, a predicted model, not a curated record